AUGUCGCUUUCUAUCCACCCUUUCGACCCCCUCCAGCCUGAUGAGAUCUCCAGGGCUGCAGACAUUGUCCGGCCGCACUUUGCUGGCCGGGACAUCAACUUCCGCGUCAUCACCUUGAGAGAGCCCCCCAAGAAGGAGAUGAUCCGCUUCCUCGAAAAGGAGCAUCGCAACCAACCAACGGGCCAGGCUCCGACACGAUGUGCGCGCGUCGAGGUGGUGCUCGAAAGCAAGACUGGUAACCAUGAGCUCUUUGAACUGUUGGCCGACCUCGACAACAGCCGCGUCACGGCCAAGCAACACCACAAGGGCAAGCACUCCUACAUUGACUCGGAUUACAUGAGAAAGGUUGAGGAGGCCUGCUUGGCCAACAAGCAAGUCCAGGACGAGAUCCGCAGUCUCAACCUUCCCGCAGGCGCCACUGUUGUCGUUGAACCGUGGGCAUAUGCAACUGAUGGAAUGAACGACAUGACCCAGCGUGUCACCAUGUGCUGGUUCUAUCUCCGCCUGCUGGAGAAUCCGGAUGCAAACUACUACGCCUACCCACUCGAUGUGUGUGCCGAAGUCUCGGAGCAGUUGCAAGUCACGAAGGUCUACCGUCUGCCUACUACCCCGCACGAGCGAAUUCACAACGAGCCCCGUCCCUUUGAUCGACAGAGAAUCCACGCCACUGCCGCAAGUGAAUACCACCCUGAUCUACGACCCAGCCCUAGGACCACGACCAAGCCAUACCAGGUCAUCCAGCCCGAAGGCCCAUCCUUCAAGAUCCGCGGGAACUACCUGACCUGGGAGAAGUGGAGCUUCCGAGUCGGCUUCAACUACCGUGAGGGCAUGACUCUCCACGACAUCUGCUACGACGGACGAAGCCUCUUCUAUCGCCUAUCCCUUGCCGAGAUGUUUGUCCCCUACGGCGACCCCCGCGCUCCUUAUCCCCGCAAAGCGGCUUUUGAUUUGGGUAACGACGGAGCGGGAAUCAACGCCAAUAACCUGCAGCUGGGCUGUGACUGUCUUGGAACUAUCAAGUACUUUGACGGCUACCACAACACCAGCGCCGGAGAGCCCAUGAGGAUGCCCAACGUCAUUUGCUGCCAUGAGCAGGAUGAUGGUAUCUUGUGGAAGCACACCAACUUCCGAACCGGAAACGCCGUGGUGACUCGUUCUCGAAUUCUUGUGCUACAGACCAUCAUCACUGUCAGCAACUACGAGUACAUCUUUGCCUUUCACUUCUGCCAGGAUGCCUCCAUCUUUUACGAAGUCCGCGCCACUGGAAUCCUCUCCACAGUGCCCGCCGAAGUUGGCCUCAAGGAAAAGGUCCCCUACGGCACAGUUGUUGCACCAGGAGUCUUGGCUCCCUACCACCAGCACAUCUUCAGCCUCCGCAUUGACCCUGCCGUGGAUGGCCACGCCAACUCGCUUGCCAUCGAGGAAUCCAAGGCCUUGCCCGUCGGGGAUCCAGCUGUACACAACCCAUUCGGUGUCGGUUACGUGACGGAGCAAAAGAUCGUUGAGCAAGAGGGGGGGUUCGAUCUCGACUUCACAAAGGCCCGCGUCUUCAAGUUUAUCAACGAGAACAAGAUAAAUCCCAUCACAAACACGCCCGUGGGGUUCAAGCUCAUGCCCGCCUACAGCCAGAUGCUCCUCUCCCACCCAGACUCUUUCCACGCCAAGCGGUCAGAGUUUGGCAAGCAUGCAGUUUGGGUGACGCGAUAUGAAGACGAUGAUCACUUCCCCUCUGGAAAGCACACGAUGCAAUCAUCUGGCGGUGAUGGCAUUGCCUCGCGUAUUUCGGAGCGUAACAGCACGGGAGUCUCCCAGUCGGUGAGGAACAGUGACAUUGUUAUCUGGCACACCUUUGGUUCAACCCACAACCCCCGAAUCGAAGAUUGGCCUGUUAUGCCUAAUGAAAAGAUGAUGGUCGGUCUCAAGCCUGUCAACUUCUUUUCUAGCAAUCCGAGCCUAGACGUGGCCGUGUCGACUCAGGAGAAGAACAAGAGCAUUCUGUACACGGAGGAGGAGAAGCCUAGCCAUUGCUGCCACUCUAGGCUGUAA
Molecule: messenger RNA, 2046 nt
Organism: Fusarium falciforme
Lineage: Eukaryota; Fungi; Ascomycota; Sordariomycetes; Hypocreales; Nectriaceae
Product: Amine oxidase
Exons: 3
Coding region: 1-2046 (681 amino acids)
Biological process (GO): amine metabolic process
Molecular function (GO): primary methylamine oxidase activity; copper ion binding; quinone binding
Source: RefSeq, a predicted model, not a curated record